CUUACGACCGGCUGGAAGUUUUGAUGUUGUUGUGCCCAUAGAGACGGAGGGGCAACAUGAGUGAUGGAGUUAGUGCGGACACGGGCGUGGGGCCAGGGCUGGGUCUUGCCGACCGAACAUGGGGAAAGGUGUGCACCAAAGUCAAGAAGGCGGUGGUGUUCAUGGACGCGGCGUGCGCCGAGAGUUUGCAUUGGGUCGGCGGCGUAGACAGGCUGCUGCAAGCCGGGGCCCUGAACGUCAAAGAGUUCAGCAGCUUCGAAGCGGGGACCCCGGGGCAGGUCAAAGCCGUAUUCGUGGUGAGCACUUUGCUGAAGGGACGCACAGCCGAUGUGAUCCGCGACAUUGUAACCCUCAGCUCCUUCCAGUAUUGUGUGGUGAUCACUGCAGUCAGCCACUCUGUCCACCUGUUUGCCAAUAAUCUGAUGGUCGAUAUGGAGCAGGAACUCAUCUUCGAGGAAUUCGCGGAGCUGCUGUCCCAGUGGAUGGGUAACAUGAAUUACACCGGCGAGGUCAUGCACCUGCCCGUUUUAAUCGCACCCGUCUCUCCUCACCUUUUCAUCACUACAGCCUAUUCGUCCUUGUUUUCGUUUGUGCCUCAGGAUCUGAAACUGAUCAACAAUAGCAGACCCGACAAGAAGAGGUUCGGGAGUCUGAACGACAUCGACUUUCAGUCUUUGCCCUUUGAACUUCAGAUACAAAUCAGAUCACUCGUUUCAACUUUGAAUUCAAUGUUAGAAGUUCUGCAACUCAAAGAAGACUGCUUUGCGGUUGGACCUACGAGCAGAAUAAUUGCAGGAGAGCUUGCCAAUUAUCCACAAGCAAAACACAGAAGGAAAACUGCUCAACAUAGAGCAUCAAUCGUUUUUCUAGAUCGUACCCUUGAUCUCUCAGGUUCUGUUGCUCACCAUGGUGACUGUUUAGUAGAGAGAAUACUUAGCCUUCUGCCCAAAUUUCCGGGGUUCACCAGUGACGUGAAGGUUAAUAUGAUGGAUCUAACGUCUGUCCAAAGUAAUGAAGAAACCCAGAAUGUGAUAGCUCCAGGAUGCUUAUCUCAACCAAAUGACCCUUUAGCCAAAACUCUAUGGGAGUCCAUGCUAAAUAUGAAACAAAAAGAGGCUGUGAUGGAAGUGCGGAGGCACCUAGUGGAAGCAGCUAGCAAGGAGAAUCUUCCCAUAAAGAUGAGCUUAGGUAGAGUCACACCUGAACAGCUUAACUCCUAUGCCCAGUUAUUUAAAAGAAAUUUGCAAGCUUUGGAAAAUCAUUGUGGGCUCUUGCAACUUAGCAUGGCAACAAUGCAGACAUUGGGACAUCCGUGCUACUCAAAAUGGGAUAAUUUCCUAGCUUUUGAAAGGCUGCUGUUACAGGCACUUGGAGAUUGUGAUUUGUCUAGAGUUUUAACUCAAUUUCUGCCUAUGAUCAAAUCCUAUGAGGAGAGAGAAAAUUCUGAUUACAACCCCGAAGAAAUUCUUGUAUUAUUGGUUUACAUCUAUUCUGUUGUUGGAGAGCUCAAGGUCGACAACAUGGUGGAGAAAGCUGAAUGUGAGGUCAAGAAAGCUUUGCUGCAAGCAUUGUGUGAUGAACCUGACUUAUCUAACCUACUUCAGGAAAUAACAGGUUGUUCCUCAGCAUCUGAAUUAACAUUCGACAAAGCCACUGGUUUUGUGGAACGAGCAUUUGAAACACUUCGGGGCAUAGCAAGAGCACGGGCACAUAUGAAGCAGUUCAAGGCAGUAUAUAGCCCUGGUGAUGACAUCCACCAGGCAACUUACAAGCCUUUGGUGAAGCAGGUUAUAGAGGAGAUCUUCCAUCCAGACCGACCUGACGUUGUGGAUAUUGAGUACAUGUCUGGUGGCUUAACAGAACUCCUCAAAACUGGAUUCAGCAUGUUCAUGAAGGUGAGUCGUCCCCAUCCCAGUGACCACCCGCUGCUUAUCCUAUUCCUUGUGGGUGGAGUCACAGCUUCAGAGGUUCGAAUGAUAAAGGAAUCAGUUUCAAUGCACAAACCCAGCUGUCAGGUGAUUGUAUUGGCUACCAGACUGCUAAAUCCACUCGAUGUAACUCAACUCGUCUUUGCAACUGACAGACUGCAUCCUGACAUUGGAGUGUAACAAUUACAUAACUGCUAUUCAGAAACUUGGACUAUCCUGAAUGUAAUAUAGACAGAUAUCCAGGACAAGCCAUCAUUCAAGAAAACAGCAAAUAUCUAAUAUCCAAAAAUUAUAAAUACGAGGAAAAGGUGGGUAAAUGCCUAGCUGUUAAAGUACCUAUCAAUGUCUGAUUGCAAGCUGAAACCCAUUUACUGUAUAACAAGAUGUUUCUGGGUUGUAUUAAUGUGAUUCUCCAUGUUGCCUCUUUAUUUUACUUUUCUGUAUCACUGACAAUGAAGCACUUCUAAUCUGCUCGUCAAGGCAUUCCCAAAAACUGAUUUAAGAAUCUGAACUGUGCAGCAAUGUGUACCAACACUGAAAUUGUCAAUUAUGAAAAUAGUUUAUGUUAGUAAGUCUAUUGAUGCAGAAUUUGCCUGUAGUCAAAUUGUUGCUUAAUAAUUCUCCAGUGUUGUAAAAUAUUGUAAAGUAUCAGCAAUUUUUUUUGAUCACACAUCAAGGACGAGAAACUUAGUGACAGUAACAGCUAUUGCUUAAAUUGUUCUGUACCACAUUUCCGAAUCUACUAUUGCACACCAUUCAGAAAAACCUCUCCAAUGUUGAGGUGGAAUUGUGAAACACAAAGGAUCAAACUCAUCAAUUUCUUAGAAAAUGUCACCAUGGCUGCAACAGCAAUGAAAACUCCACCUCUGCAUCUACCCCAGACCAGUCCACCAAAAAUUACAACAGCCAAACGGCAAUCCAAUGAAAAUUCCUGACACAAAUCCCCGAAGAGCAUGGUAUGACUGAUUUUAUGUAAGUUUAAUGAGGAACAAUUUAACCUUGACUGCUGAAAAUCUUUAACACCAUUAUUACCGGGUAACUCCUUCCCAGAGAGGAAACUCAGCUACAUAUAUUUCACAAAUACAUUCAUAAAAUCCAGCUUAAUCAGAGUGAGUAUUCCCAAUAACGAAAUUAAAAUGGCAGCGACCAUCAUGUAGCCAAACCUGCAUUGGCUGAUAAAAACUUCCAAAAAUCUACUAGGUCUUUUCAUGAACUGAUUUAUUUGGUCUAAAAUGUUUUGGAACUUUAAGGAAACUGGAGCUAUUCACUAAAUCAGUUUACUUAGUAAUAAUUGUUCUAGAAAAUACCCGAGUAACAUUAACUAAAGGAACAGAAAUAGCACGUUGAUUGGAUUAACUGUCAUUUGAAAGAUAAAUGUUCAACUUUUGAAAUUAAAACUUAAGUCUGUAAUUUUGUGAAGAUGAGGGAUGUGUUGACAAAACUCAAGAUUGUAAUAAAAAUUGAUACUUCUGU
Molecule: messenger RNA, 3401 nt
Organism: Stegostoma tigrinum
Lineage: Eukaryota; Metazoa; Chordata; Chondrichthyes; Orectolobiformes; Stegostomatidae
Gene: scfd2
Product: sec1 family domain containing 2
Exons: 9
Coding region: 57-2108 (683 amino acids)
Biological process (GO): intracellular protein transport; vesicle-mediated transport
Source: RefSeq, a predicted model, not a curated record